AUGGCGGGAGCAGUGUGUGUAGUUGGCGGUUCAUCGUCGUUGGUGGAGUGUGCUUCCUGCAAUUUGAGCGGCGGAGAUUUAAUCCCGCUGAGGCAUUCCUCAGUUGGGAGAAAGCAUAUGCCUCCUCGUUUGGAUUUGAGCACUUCUUCUCCAAACAGAGCUUUCUUCUCCCCUCCAACUAAUUUGCAGAAGAAACACCGGAAAAAGAUGACUGUUGUUGGAGUCGGUGGAUUAGGUGGCCAGUAUGAGGAAAGCUAUGAGGAUGUUAAAAGACAACUUGUGGACUUCUUCACUUACAAAGCAGUGAGGACUGUGUUGAACCAACUUUAUGAGAUGAAUCCUCCACAAUAUCGUUGUUAUAUUGCAUCAAAUGAGCGUGGCUACGGCAAGGCCUUCAUUCGCGAACUUGUCAAGGAUAAGCUGGAGCUGGCUGAGAGAGUGAUGGUGACUCGGCUUCACCUCUAUGGGAGAUGGAUUAAGGUUAGUUGA
Molecule: messenger RNA, 489 nt
Organism: Salvia hispanica
Lineage: Eukaryota; Viridiplantae; Streptophyta; Magnoliopsida; Lamiales; Lamiaceae
Source: RefSeq, a predicted model, not a curated record